AUGAAAAUGGAGGUAGAAGAAGGGAAAUCAUUGGUGGAAACACCAACAUGGGCUGUUGCUAGUGUUGUAUCAGUCAUGGUUCUUGUUGGGUUCUUCAUCAAUGCUGCUCUUAGACACACUGAGAAGUGGCUGUAUAGAACAAAGAGGAAAGCCCUUAUUGCUGCUCUAGAUAAGAUCAAAGAAGAACUAAUGCUGUUUGCUGUUCUUUCAUUGCUGAUGGGUCAUUGGAUCAUCUAUGCUGCCAAGAUUUGUGUUAAAUCAUCGGCAAUUAGUAGCCGGUUUUACCCAUGUUCAGUUGAGAAAAGUUACAUAGACCCACUUCAUCAUCAAAUACCUUUCCAUACUUAUUCGAAUUCCUCGGUUUCCAGACAGCUUUUGGGCCAUAAAAACAGCGAAAUCUGUCCUGAGGGUAGUUCGUCGUUUGCUUCGAAGGAAAGUCUUGAGCAGCUUCACCGUUUCUUGUUCGCUUUGGGUGUAACACACGUAUUUUACAGCUUCUUUGCGAUCGCCCUUGCCAUGAUCAAGAUCUACAGCUGGAGAAUUUGGGAAAACCAAGCCAAGGCCAUGGCUACUCCUGAACCACAAGGAUCCGUGGAAGCAGUAGGAAUGAGAAGAUUAUCUACUUUUAUUUAUCACAACACUGCUCAUCCAUGGAGCCAGCACAAUAUCCUCGUUUGGCUGCUUUGUUUCAGCCGACAAAUUUGGAGUUCCAUAAAUAGAGCAGAUUACCGAGCUUUGAGAUUGGGAUUCAUUACAACUCAUAAGCUACCACUAUCGUACGACUUUCAUAACUAUAUGCUUCGGAGCAUGGAGGAAGAGUUUCGAGAUAUUGUUGGGAUAAGCAUCCCUCUCUGGAUUUUCGCCAUUUUAUGCAUUUUUCUUGGUUUUCAUGGUACAUACAUCUACUUCUGGCUGUCGUUCCUACCAAUAAUCUUCGUCGUCCUUGUUGGUACUAAAUUGCAUCGGAUAGUAAUAAAACUGGCCGUUGAAACCAAGAACACGAGCCAGAGUCAAAGCCAAAGGUCGGAAAUCCAACAGAUUAACUUGAGGGAUGAGCUUUUCUGGUUCGGAAGGCCGAGGCUUUUGUUGAGAUUGAUACAGUUCAUAUCUUUCCAGAACGCUUUUGAAAUGGCUACAUGUCUUUGGUCUCUGUGGGAGGUGAACGGAACUUCUUGUUUUACAAAAAACCAUCGUGUUCUUGUGAUUCGCUUGACGUUUGGGAUUCUAUCACAAUUUUGGUGUAGUUUCAUCACAUUUCCUCUCUAUGUCAUUGUUACUCAGAUGGGCUCUCGGUUCAAGAAAACCAUAGUGUCGGAAAACGUAAGAGAGUCAUUGCACACAUGGCGGAGGAGGGUGAAGGCGAAACACCAGCACGAUUCUACUUUCACCCUCCUUCCGACAACAUCAUCGACCAUGUCUUUGGACUCGAUGGUCGAUGAUGAUCAAGAUGAGAUUGUGCCGUUCUCGAGUCCGCACGCUAUCACCGAAGAAACUAGUGGUCGAGUUCUUGAAGUUUCGACACCCGAUGAAAAGGGUCGUUUUGUUCCAAUUGCGUAAUGGCGAUUAUUGUGAGGAGAAAUAUAUUUCAUAUGUUUCGGAAAGA
Cynara cardunculus var. scolymus (artichoke) is the source of this 1603-nucleotide messenger RNA. Its product is annotated as MLO-like protein 4. NCBI's taxonomy places the organism in Eukaryota, Viridiplantae, Streptophyta, Magnoliopsida, Asterales, Asteraceae. Bases 1 to 1557 code for a protein of 518 amino acids. Gene Ontology annotation, biological process: defense response. The record is from RefSeq and is a predicted model, not a curated record. The transcript has 15 exons. Gene Ontology annotation, cellular component: membrane.